ACACAAAGCUACCAAGAUGUAAUUAAAUUCACCAGUCCUGGUUGCUGAGAGUGGAAAAAUCUACUUGGCACACGUAUUGUUAAACAGCGUACUAUAAAAUGUAUUGCAAAUCGCUCUACGUGAAAAGUAUUUGAAAAGAAAUCUAUAAUAGAAACUGUUUGAUUUGAAAUAAGCAGAAAUAAAGGCAAACGAAACUUUUCGAAAUAAGAAAGAUGGCUGAGUAUACAGUACAUGUGAAGACUGGAAAUAAGAGAGGAGCGGGGACAGAUGGAAAUGUAUAUAUUUCACUGAUUGAUAUAAACGAGAGGGAGUCGCAAGUCAUACAUCUUGACAUUUGGUGGCGUGAUGACUUUGAGGCGGGUCAAAAAGGGUGUUAUUCCGUUAAGAGUGGUCGCCAAGAUCUCGAGCACGUCAACCAAAUAAGACUUUGGAGGGAUGACAACGACGCUGAAGAUACCUGGUAUGUCGAGACGGUUGUGGUGGAACGUUGCAGGGAUAAAGACAAGAGUAUAUUCCCGAUAAAUCGCUGGGUAGUUGCAAACCAGCAACUCAAGCUACAGGAGUUUGACAGCGUAUUGCCGCAAUUUGAUAAAAACAAAGAACAGCGGAGACAGGAACUUGAAACAAAACAAGGAAAAUAUCGGCUGAAAGUUCAUAGGGAAGGUCUUCCAGCCCUGGCAGCAGAUCUGCCAAGUGAUGAAGCAUUCACAAUUGAGGAAUACCAGCUUGAUCUAAAACAGAAGGCAAAGAUGAUUGGUUUUCCGACUAAACUUGCAAAGUUUACAACAUCCAAAUUUGAAACUCUCGAGGAUUUUCAAAAUAUCUAUGGAUAUAUCUUUAAGAGACCUUACGGGUUGGAGAGAUGGCAUAAAGAUGUCGAGUUCGGUUCCCAGCGAUUAACUGGUUGUAACCCAACAUUAAUAAGUCUUUGUCAGGAAAUCCCCCAAAAUUUCCCCGUAACACCGGUGAUGGUUGAGCCAUUCCUUGAAGGGCAAACGCUCGAGGCCUGCCUGGAGAGCAAGAAGAUCUACAUAAUGGACCUCAAAAUUCUAGAGGGCAUUAAAUGUUCCGAGAACAGAACACUGUGUGCACCCCUUGGUUUAUUCUACGUCGACAACAACCUGAAGUUGGUGCCUGUUGCCAUUCAACUAUUUCAAGAGACCUCGGAUAUUAACCCUAUAUUCUUGCCGUCUGACCCUGAAUACACCUGGUUGUUGGCUAAAAUGUGGUUCAACAACGCAGACGCAUCCUACCACCAAGCUGGCGUUCAUUUAGGAUUAACUCACUUUUUGAUGGAAUUUGUUGCCGUGGUUACUAACCGUCAAUUGUCUCCGUCACACCCGCUGUUCCGUUUACUGGCUCCACAUUUAUUUAAAGUUAUAGCAAUAAACAACUUUGCCCUCAAAACUCUGAUAAACCCUGGAGGCAUUUUUGACAAGACGUUUUCUCUGGGGUCUGAUAGGGUGAAUGGUGUCGUCGGCCGUGUCUGGGCAAAUUGGAAUCUGACUCGGGAGGGAACAUUGCCCAAUGACCUAAAGAAUAGAGGGGUGGAUGACGUAAACGCCCUUCCCAACUAUCACUACCGGGAUGACGCUCUUCUCGUGUAUGGAGCCAUAGAGAAAUAUGUCAAGGCAGUCGUAGCUGGUAUAUAUGACUCUCCGGAAAAGAUCAUUGAGGACUACGAGCUGCAUAAAUGGGUUUAUGAAUUGAAGACGCCCCCCGUUGGUCCUGGGCUAAAAGGGUUGCCUGAAACCAUAGCGACAGUUAAUGACAUCUCAAGUAUAGUGACGCCAUUGAUUUUUCAAGCCAGCGUGCAACAUGCGGCUGUUAACUUUAAUCAAUAUGACGAAUAUAGUUUCCCGCCAAACUACCCAGGAUUUAUGGAUGGCCAGCCCCCCAGAGAUAAGUCAACACUAUCGGAGAAAGAUGUCGUAAGAGAUCUUGCCACAAAAGAACAGACAUAUGAUAUGAUGUUACUUACUACUAUACUGAGUGCAAUGGACACAAAACCUUUGGGAGAGUUUGAAGUACAAUAUGCGUACGAUCCUGUCACACUGCGGGCUCUUGAGAGUUUCCGCAAGGAUCUUGCAGAGAUUGACAGAGUGAUACUAGCGAAACAAGGGGCCAGAGGGAAUGUUUAUCCACAUCUAAAUCCAGCCAAAAUACCUAAUGCUAUAAGUAUUUAACUCUGGUCAUGGAACGUACAGGAACGCACAUGUACAAUCUCGCAUCAGAUCAUAUGAACAAUUGGCACAUUCGA
Molecule: messenger RNA, 2260 nt
Organism: Owenia fusiformis
Lineage: Eukaryota; Metazoa; Annelida; Polychaeta; Sabellida; Oweniidae
Source: the annotation of a GenBank genome assembly